Molecule: messenger RNA, 1641 nt
Organism: Pongo pygmaeus (Bornean orangutan)
Lineage: Eukaryota; Metazoa; Chordata; Mammalia; Primates; Hominidae
Gene: LYSET
Product: lysosomal enzyme trafficking factor
Exons: 2
Coding region: 350-859 (169 amino acids)
Source: RefSeq, a predicted model, not a curated record
UCCGGGACCUCAGCUUUGCAAGCAGGCUCCGCCGGCGACCGCUGACGGGCGCUGGGCUCGCGGCGCUGCAAGGCGGCGAGGCCCGGGCCUGGCGCCGCCUGCGCAGCCUUGGUCGCGGCGUGCCGGCGCUGCAGCGCGGCAGGGGGCGGGGCCGGCCGCCCGGAGGCCCAAGUGGCGGGGACGCCUCCCUGCCGGGUCAGGUCCUCAGAGCGGGUCUCCGGCGGCGGCGACGGGGGCCGGGCCGCGCGUGACCCGCCGCAGUCACGCCGUUCUUAAUCACUAGUAGCUGGUGCUCCAGGCUGGCGGCGCUCACCUUUCUCCUAGCCGGGUGACCCAGGGGAUUUAUUUUAUGGUGGCUUUCUCUGAAAUGCCAAAGCCACCCGAUUAUUCAGAGCUGAGUGACUCUUUAACGCUUGCCGUGGGAACAGGAAGAUUUUCGGGACCAUUGCACAGAGCAUGGAGAAUGAUGAACUUCCGUCAGCGGAUGGGAUGGAUUGGAGUGGGAUUGUAUCUGUUAGCCAGUGCAGCAGCAUUUUACUAUGUUUUUGAAAUCAGUGAGACUUACAACAGGCUGGCCUUGGAACACAUUCAACAGCACCCUGAGGAGCCCCUUGAAGGAACCACAUGGACACACUCUUUGAAAGCUCAAUUACUCUCCUUGCCUUUUUGGUUGUGGACAGUUAUUUUUCUGGUACCUUACUUACAGAUGUUUUUGUUCCUAUACUCUUGUACAAGAGCAGAUCCCAAAACAGUGGGCUACUGUAUCAUCCCUAUAUGCUUGGCAGUUAUUUGCAAUCGCCACCAGGCAUUUGUCAAGGCUUCUAAUCAGAUCAGCAGACUACAACUGAUUGACACGUAAAAUCAGUCACCGUUUUUUCCCUACGAUUACAAAACUGCCAGUCCUAUAUGGAGUCUGAUCACAAGACUGCAGUUUCUUCACAGAUCUCAGGAAGUUGUGGUGGGGCAGAGGCUUUUUAAAAACAUGUGAUUAGGGGGCUAUCUUUAUCUGAAUAAUAAUGAAUUUUUAGGUAAAACCUGAGAUAGAGUACCACAAAAUCAUGUUGAUGACUUCAGAUUUUGGAAGUUAAAUUUUGUCUGUUAUUUGCAUUCUUUAGAAACUUGACUAAGUAGCUGAAUUCAUAUUUCUAUUCUACUGUGCAACAUGGUGAUGAUUCAGAAAUUUUUCCUUUGGGGAAAAAAAAUGAAUAUGAACAUUUCCAUUGUGUUAAGUGUAAAAAGGUCCACACAUGAUCAUAAAAUUUAAAUUUUAUACAAUUACUUGGCUUGCUUUAAAAUUCUUCACACUUAAAACACUGAUUCAUUCUAUUGUAGCUAAGCCAGCUGUUUAUACUUGCUGUCAGCUUAUGAGGCAUUGCUAAAAAAUUAUGGAGGAAAUGGCUGUCUUGAUAAGCAGAAUUUGUUCUUCCUCUUGGUAGUGGCUAAAUUAUUGUUAAUGCUUUUAAUGGUUUUAUUUUUUAUAUUUUUCUUUUUUGUGGAGAAUGGGGUCUCGCUAUGUUGCCCAAGCAGGUCUCGAACUCCUGCGCUCAAGCUUUCCUCCUCUCUCUGGCUCCCUAAGUGCUAGGAUUACAGGUGUGAGCUACCAUGCCCAGCUAUUUUUAAUUAAAAAAAUUUCUUUUUCCA